This is a messenger RNA of Biomphalaria glabrata, 2976 nucleotides long. Its product is annotated as carbonyl reductase [NADPH] 3-like. The record is from RefSeq and is a predicted model, not a curated record. The transcript is spliced from 8 exons. Gene Ontology annotation, molecular function: carbonyl reductase (NADPH) activity. NCBI's taxonomy places the organism in Eukaryota, Metazoa, Mollusca, Gastropoda, Planorbidae. The coding region runs from base 306 to 1136 and encodes 276 amino acids.
UCUCGCAUUUUUGUCGGCAGUUCAAGCAGACUGUAGGCCUACCGUUACUGCGCUAUAGAUUUAGUGUCUUAUACAAACAUUCACGUCAAGAGAGAGGAACGGGACCUUAAUUUUUGUUAAGUCAUAGUCUAGAUCGAGCUAUAUAAAUCAAAUCUAGAUCUACAUCUAGACUAGAGCUGUCAGCAGAAUUGAAGUUACAGUUAUUAUAAUCUAGCUCUAAUUAAUUAUUAAAUUAUUAUUAAAUAAAAAUAAUUUAUUAAAUUAUUUGCCUGAAACUAGACUAAAUAGUAAAUUCAAUAUAAAAUAUGAGCACCCGUAUUGCUGUGGUAACUGGAGCCAAUAAAGGCAUUGGCUUUGCCAUAGUAAGAGCUCUUUGUAAGAAAUUUGAAGGAGAUGUGCUUCUAACUGCUCGUAAUGUAGACCUGGGAAAGAAGGCUGUCGAGGAACUAGAGAAGGAAGGCUUACAUCCCAAAUUCCACCAACUUGACCUCAAUGAUCACAACAGUGUCGUCAAACUCAGAAAUUUCUUACAGGAUAUUUAUGGCGGCCUAGAUGUACUUGUUAACAAUGCUGGUAUAGCAUACAAGAAUUCCUCCACAGCUCCAUUCUCAGAACAGGCUGAGGUGACAAAUAAAACAAACUUCUUUGACACUUUGAAUGUAUGUGAAAUUCUCUUCCCUCUGCUUCGCCCUCAUGCCAGGGUGGUGAAUGUAUCCAGCAUGGCAUCUCAAAUGGCUCUCAAUCAGUGCUCUAGUGAGUUGAAGGCAAGGUUCACUGACCCGAAUAUAACUAUGGAUGAACUUAAAUCUCUUAUUAAACAGUUCAUUGACACAGCACAAAACAAUCAACACAGAGAGGCUGGAUUUGCUAACAGUGCUUAUGGGACAUCAAAAAUUGGUGUGACUGUAAUGUCCAUGAUCCAACAGAGAGAGCUGGAUGCUAAAGGUGCUGAUGACAUAGUGGUAAAUGCUUGUUGUCCUGGAUAUGUAAAUACUGAUAUGUCAAGCCAUCAGGGACAUCUAACCAUUGAUCAGGGGGCAGAGACUCCUGUCUACUGUGCGCUACUCCCACCCAACAUUGACCACCCCAGAGGAAAGUUCAUCAGGGAGAAGAAAGUGGCCGAGUGGAAGGCAUGACUGUCCAACGUUUAGCUUUGUCUGGUCACCAAAAAUGUUUUCCUUUCUAGUUUUUUUUUUUUUAUUACGCUUCGAAAUGCUCUUAUUGUGUGCCUUUUUUGUUUAAGUAGGCCAUUUCAUUUCACACUGCUGUUAAAACUAUAACUUUCAAAAAAAAAUUUUUGGAAGAUAAAUCUUUGAUCUUGACUUAGGUCAGUGUUAUAUCAAAGUAUGUGUACUACACAGAGCUUGAUUUGAACAUCAGAGGAUGUGUAUUUUUGCAGAGUGUUUUAUAAUUCAGAAAAUACAAGUUAUCUACCCAUUGUAUACACUUUGUUAUUGUAAUAGUGUGGAAAGAUUCAGAUGCAUUUUUUUUUAAAUAAUGCAAGCAGAGAGAAAUAAGUUAAAAAAAAAAAAGAGGGCUCUUAACCCUUAAAGUGCUGAGCCGUUUUACUGUGACUGCAUACAAAAUGAAAUAAACUACCAUACGCGUUUUAAGGGUUAAGGACAUGUAUAAGUGAAUGAAAAGAUGAAGGAAAGGUUUAAAGGUAUGGUAAAAAAAAACAACGCUAGUUCUAUGUGUUUAUAUGAAUGGUUCAACGGAGUAAAAAGUACUUAAUAUAGACCUAGUCCUUGUUGACCUUUUCAUUUUAGCAUUAUUUUUAUUCAUUCUAUCUUGUGACCUUUUCAAAAAACUUUGUUACAAGCUUUUAUUAAAUAUGUUAAUGAAAAUGUUUUUUUUUAAAUGUUUCGAAUGUUUAUAAGAGUUUAAGAUAAUUUAUUUUCUAGUUCAAACCUCCCCACAGCGGGGUAUGGCAGUGGGCAGGGUAAGAACCUGGAACCACGGUCAGUCCAAAUGACAGUCCAGUGCCAGCUAACUUCAGUAAAGAUGUGUUGGUAAAAUUAUUUGGAACUACAGAAUUGGACAAGAAUUUUUAUACUUUUACUAAGACAUUGCUGUAACUUUUUAAAAUAAUAUUGAAAGAUAUAAUGUGAUUAGUAUAAAUAAUUCAAACUUAAGACUAUUAAUUAACUCUAAUAUCAUUAAAGGAAUUUAUAGCAGGAGGCGACAGUAUUGUAAAGCACCCAACACUUAUGGCAUUGUUUGAAGCGUGGUCGAGAGGCUAAGUGCACUUGAACUUGACUUGUCUUGGCUACCUAGAAGGGGGCUCGAGGUUCGACACCCGACUCGGGCAGAGUUGCGUUUACUGAGCACCUAAAGGCAGCACGGAAAACCAACUCCUAGAUACCCCCCUCACCUCCACUGGUCCACAAAUGAGAUUGGACCAAAACGCUCUGAGCAUGCCAUAAGCAUGAAAGUAGCGCUAUAUAAAAGCUAUAAUAAUAAUAAUAACAAAAACAAAGAAAAGUAUUUACAAGGCUAUAAUAACAACAUUAGGACCUGUACAGCAACAGAAAAUGUGCUAUAUACUUUGGCAAAGGAAAAUCUAAGAAAUAUCUAUGGUACGGGUAUACAAGAGAAAACUGGAUGCAGGACACUAACCCUCAGAUCUAUCAGUUAUAUGAAAAACCAUUUAUACUGAUGGAAAUAUAUAUAUAUAUAAAGACUUCAUUGUUUAGAUUACAUUAUCCGACUACUCUGGCCCUGAAAUUAAUUAGAAAUAGCUGUGUCUAAAGAUUUUAAAUGGCAUUAAAUUUGGUAAAUACUGGUAUUGACAUUCAGCACUGUGGCUGUAGGGGAGGUAACAAGUAAAUAUAGGCAAUUUCGUUUUUAAAGGGAAAAAAAAUAAUUUUAUUAUUCAUAACAUUGUAUAGAAAAAUUAACUUUUUUUUUAAAAUAUCCAAUAUUGUACAAAUAUUAUGUACCUUAAUAAAAUGCAAUAAAAUUAUUAUAAAAAUA